AUGACACUUGCUACAUUUCUGAAAGUUCACCUUGCGACCUUCAAGGUAGCCUCAAAUCCCAUUGAUGCAAACAAUUGGAUUCAGACUAUGGAACGAGCACUGCAGGCUCAAUUGGUUCCUGAAGAGCAAUGGGUUGAGUUUGGAACUUAUCAACUGCAAGGUGAGGCUCAAUAUUGGUGGCAGGGGACACGACGUAUCCUGCAGCCAGAUGGUUCUGUGUUUCUUUGGGAGGUCUUCCGAAUAGAGUUCUAUAAGAAAUACUUUUCUAAUUCAGCUAGAAAUGCCAAGUCUUCGGAGCGAUAUUCUGAGCUUCGUUGCCCCAAUAGAGAUCAGAGUAUUUCUGAAUUGGUGAAUAAGAGUAGGGUGGCUGAGGAUUGUCUGAGGAAGGCGACAUCAGAUAAGAGUGAUCAGCGAGUUUUUGUUAGGAGAGAUCAGGGAAGGAACUUCGCCCCUAGAGGACAAGAUUUCAAGCGAGGUAGUUAUACCCCACAACCACAUUUGGGCCAGAAUAACUUCCAGAGAUUUAAUAAUAACAACAUCGAGGGAAGAGGCAUAGGAAAGCAAGCUCAGACCCCACCGAAUGAUUUGACUUGUAAGAGGUGUGGAAAGUACCACCCGAAUACUCCGUGCAGGGCUGGUUUAGGUGUAUGCUAUUACUGUGGUGGAGUUAGGCAUUUGUCUUGGAAUUGUCCGGAAAAGAAGAAGAAUCAAGAAGCUAGAAAGGCACAACAUCAGGGACGCAUGUUCACUAUGACAACGGAUGGUGCUGGAAGCAUAGAUACUCCGAUUAGAGGUAAUCACGAACUGGUAAUCGACAUUUUUGACUGCCUUGCAUAG
Molecule: messenger RNA, 837 nt
Organism: Arachis stenosperma
Lineage: Eukaryota; Viridiplantae; Streptophyta; Magnoliopsida; Fabales; Fabaceae
Exons: 2
Coding region: 1-837 (278 amino acids)
Molecular function (GO): nucleic acid binding; zinc ion binding
Source: RefSeq, a predicted model, not a curated record